Molecule: messenger RNA, 3317 nt
Organism: Acanthaster planci (crown-of-thorns starfish)
Lineage: Eukaryota; Metazoa; Echinodermata; Asteroidea; Valvatida; Acanthasteridae
Biological process (GO): establishment of protein localization to organelle
Cellular component (GO): late endosome membrane; lysosomal membrane; plasma membrane
Source: RefSeq, a predicted model, not a curated record
AUGCGCAGUUCACCUUGAGUGAGGUCACAUGGAGGGAAUGCGAUCACUGUGCUCGUGCGCCAUAUCCAGACACGACAACAAGCGCAAACCCGUUCUAUUAUCUCGAGAACGUGUGGACGUGCACUUGUACUUGUACACGCACAUGUUCGUUUACUGUACAUGUACAUGUACGUGUGGCGCGCGCAUGUGGAAAUAUUCGUACUGGCAGUUGGAAUUUGAAGAAGAGAAUAAACGACAGGCUUCGAUAUCUCUUUCUGAAGCUCCACGGUAACUCCAUGCCUAGAGAUCAUCAUGAAUUGUUCUCCGUUUCCUCUGUUGUUCUUCGUGGUUUACGCUGGUCUGACUUCUGAGGCCGGUAUCGCCAACGUGACAGGAGACACCACAAUGACUACCCCCACCACCCCACCCAUUAUUACCAACGGCACCGCGAUCACAACCCCAUCCCCCAGCGGCCCGACUGGCAGCGUCACGCCGACUACCCGGGCCACCAACGCCACGACCCCGGCCCCGACAUCCCCUGCCGCCACUACCCCGUCAGCAGCUAACAUGACCACCAAGCCGGAGGUCGUGACCACCCCCAUGACCGGCAACACGACGGGAAACACGACAGGUCCUACCAACAUUACCAUCACGACGGUUGCUCCAGCGCCUGUCGUCCCAAGGUUUCAAGUCAACAAUUCCGAUGGGGAGACUUGUAUGCUGUUGAAUUUCAACGCCAUGAUGAUGGUGAAUUACACCACAAAGGACAAGGGGGUUCAGACAGCGACUAUCCCCAUCAUGAAUGCAACGUCAUACGAGGGAUUCUGCAACAGUACCAUGCCGAGAACCUUCACCCUCUAUUAUCCCGACAACGACUCGUUUUGCGCCUCUCUGACUCUGCUUUUCAACGCAACGAGCAACGCAACUUACUACAACGCUGAAGCCAUAUCCGUGCGCUACGUCGAGCCGUGCUUCCCAUCAAAUGCUUCUAAAUACAAUGGCACCGACCAAAUCAAGUACAGUCCAUCCUACAACGGGACCAUCGGAAAGAGCUUCCAAUGCCAAAAAAUAUCCCCAGUCAGCAAGAACAGGAGUUUCGCUCUGGUGUUGGACGAUGUCUUCUUGCAGCCUUUUGCAGAGAGGUCGGCCGAUCCGGGCCGCUUCGGCGAAGUUGAAUCCUGCCGCGAUGUGCCGUCCACGCCUAAGCCUACGGCGACGUCCGGCCCGUCGCACCCGCCCACCAAGCCCAGCCCAAGCCACGCUGGAGAGAUCGCCGGCAUCGUCCUGGGCCUGCUGGCGGCGGUGCUCAUCGUGGGCUUCGUUGUCUACAUGGUGAGGAAGAGGCGGUACAAGCCGAUAUCCUACGGGAACCUGGACGAGGAAAUCACCCGAGCCAUUUAGCGACGGGGAACAGUGUCGUGUUUGUUUUGGGGUUUUUUCGUACCACAUUUUUUUCCGUACCACAUCUUCGCUAUGAGUCGGAGGUUAAAGGUCACGAGGCAUGACAAUACGGGUGCUACUCGUGCACGAGACUUUAUUUCAAAAAAGAUCCUUCGCUUUGUAUACCAAAGGUUAGUGUUUUGGCUAUCUGUGUUGCAAUUUGCGAUCACUUUUUUCAGAGUGUUAGUCAGAAGUUGGAGGUUUUAAGUGUUUAAAAUUAUUGAGUGAGAAAUGAACAAAAAAAUAAACGACAAAACUAUAAGCUGGCGAAUAUGUGGUACGGAAAAAAUCUCCGACGGGGAUGCUCUAAGCUCUUAUUGCAGCACUGCCUCGUGCACAAAAGAAUUACAACUCAUAGCAUCAAGCAGCCUGCUGGAUUUGCCAUACAAGUUGAAAUUUCAUAUGACACCAAGACCGAAAAGGUCAGGUUUCUUUAUUAGCCAAGAAGCACUUUUCUUUUCUGUUUAGCGGAGUGGAGGCACUCACCGCAAUACGCAUGUGCGAAUCACCACCUGUCGGACGAAGCCUGUCACAAGGGUGUUCCCAGGUUCAUAAUUGUUGUAUUUGAGAGGCAGAAUGGGUAACAAGUCAGCGUCUUUUUGGUGCUGACCGUGUCCGUUCAAUUAAUUGUGUGCCAAAGGCGUGAGUUGUUUUACUCCAUGCUACUAAUUAAAAUUAUAUACUUUGAUUCCUGUAAAUUUCGUUGAGCUAUAUUGUGCUUUUCCCCUCAAAUUCUAGGCUGUAGAAGAGUUUUAAUUGCAGUGGGAGUUUGAGUUGGUUGAAACCUGGCGCAUGCGCAUUGUGGUAUGUGACUGCACUGGGUAUAUAUAUUACUUUUAAAGAGACUUUCAGUUGCUUUCUUUUGUUUUUCUUUUCUCUUUUUUUUAGGUUAACAUCUUUUACGAUACGCAGAAUGAUCUAUAACAUUAAUGGAUCGGUCUAGCCGUAUUCCGAUACAUGUAUUUAAAGGGUCGUCUGCGUCUUUUUGAAUUCAAGGCAUUCCAAGACCUUAAAAAGGAAACUAAGGAUUGAAAUGCCUUCAUAUUUUGGCAAAAGAAUUAUAAAUAUUAUGAGCAGAGGUAUUUUGAUGGGAGUAUAUUUUGUAGUUCUGCAUGUGGUGUGUAUAUAGGCCUGCCUGCAUUUUACACGGAGCCUUUUGUAACGAAGAAAAGUAAGAACCGAUAACUAUUAUGUCAACGGAAAUCGGAAAACGCGUUUUCUGUUGCUGCUCAGUGUUCUGCAAUUUUCAACUCGCCUCCCAUAAAAUGUCAGUUCCACGGCGCCCUCUACCGGAACGCCGCUUUUCUGACAGAGCACUGCCUGACGACCUAUAAAAGCUUAGAGUAAUAAGUGGGGGAGGUUAAUAUGAAUUUUUGAGACUAGCACGCUUUACCAUGCAGGGGCACAUUCAACAUUGUUAUUGAAACACUCUGUAAAUUUACCCUGACAUGUUUGAAUAUACAUGUAGUAAAUAUUUUCACUCCUUUCGAAGUAGAGUUGUUUAUAUUAAGAGUGUUUCAGCUGACUGUUGAGUAAAGAACCGUCUGAAAUAUUUUGGUUAAGUGGAAAUUUGGCAGUUUUUUUGUUGUAAGUAGUUGACGAGAAAGCAACCUGUGUUUUAAGGGAUCCAGGAAAUGAAUUUUUCUUAGAAUCACGUUUUAGGUAUCUCUGUACUCUUCUUCCAUGUAUGAAGACUUUGACAUCUUUUUGACUUACGCGAACUGAACGGUGUACUUUUUCAAACAUUAAAAAUUUACCAAGCAUUUCUGGACAUGUGAGGGUGCUUUCGCUUUGAUGUCCAGGGAGACAUGGUUCCAGUCACAUGUUUUCAUGUUCAAGUUGUCAACCCAAAUUUGCUAUCUGGGAACAUUUCUGUGAAAAGGAUUUUUGCUGGAUUA